UGAAUCCUGGAAUGAUAUCGUGUCGAAACUAUCAGCACGAUAGGAGGUGCAACUAAAUAUAUGCUACGUACUUGAUUUUGUUAGGGAGAAUAAUGGAGUUAUUUUUACUAAGAAUAAUGUCAUGUACAAAUAAAUUUAAAUUCCUUAACAAAUAAGAUUUACAAAUGGGGUUUCCGUACAGGUUGGAUUAGAGCUUGACCACUUAGGAAUGCCUUAACAUCCAAUGUCCUCUUACUGCAUAUCUAUCAGUAACAUGGUGCAUUAGUGUUUUUACUGAUAUCUGCCAGAAAGAAGCUUCAGUUCAGAACACAGAAGAGAUGCAUUGAGGAUUUUAAGGUAGCAUAUCAGGCCACUGGCCACGGACCAUAUAUCAUCUUUGUCUAGCCAAGUGCCAAAUUAGUGCUCACGAUUCAAGAUAAAUUUCUGCAUGGUACAACUGUGGUGAGCCAGUGAUACUUCAAAUUUCUAUUAAUUUUCGGUUUUACCAGAAAUGUUUUUGCAAGAAAUAUUUCCAUAGUUUUAAUUUCUGAGCAAACUACCUAAAGGAACAUCAGUUAAUGCUAUAAGUGAAAUUCUCAUCAUACUGAAUCAAUCGUUUAAUCAGUUUGUGUUUACUUCCACAAAGAACAACGGUUAAGCUGGGUUGAAAAAUGACCUCCAAAGCAGAUUAUCCAAUUCUCCGGGUCUAAUCUUAUCUUAAACAUCUCAGCUUCUGUUAUCAUUAUGGCCGACUAUGAUGGUUUUGUUGAAUCAUUUUUUUUACAUGUUUUGUCAUUUGGUUAGCUGCUUUGAUAUGUGGAAAGAUGAUUUUCUAGUAUAAAAAUGAUGUAUACCAUCUUAAGAAAAUUCUACAUAAACAUGAUUCCACGUCUAAAAUUUGAGAUCUUGAGCUCGCGUGCGUGACGGCGCAAUGCAACCUGAGCCGCAUGAUUUUUCAAGGGUUAAGUGCACUUUUGGUCCCUUAAGUCUGGUAAAAGUCUAAUUUCAGUCCCUUAACUCUGUUUUGGCUUAAAUCUGCCCUUGAACUUUUAAUUAAGUCCAGUUUUGAUUCCUGGCAGCUUAAUGAUGGUUUACUGGUUUUGGACUCUUUUUUGCCACCAUGGACAAAAUUGGCCAGUUUUAAUCUGCGUGGGAUUAUUUGUCAGCGAAUAGAAGAAAUCCCCUUGCCCUAACACACAGGUGCGCUGCCUCCACCUUUCUUGCUUGGUGCAGCCGUCCUCCACACUUCAGCCGCCCCCGCCUUUCCUUCCGACACAAAAGCCCUCGCAUGUCUGCCAUUUCUUCCUUUCCCCCCCGGCUUAUCCGCCCACGUAGUGUCAGGCGCUGCCGCUAGGUGUUGGGGAAGAGUUAGGGUUACUACGCCAAACAGGUAAUGAUCACGAUCUGGCAGGCAAACGCUCGUAAUGCCAAGUGCAUAACUGAUAUCGAGGUGAUAUGGACCUAAGUGGACUAAAUCUCUCCAAAUAUGUCCAUGGUGACAAAAAAAGAGUAAAAAACCAGUUAAUCAUCGUUAAACCUCUGCCAGGGACCAAAAUUGGACUUAAUUAAGAGUUCGAGGGCAGGUUUAGACCAAAAUAGAGUUAGGGGACCAAAGUUAGACUUUUGCAAAACAUGAGGGACCAAAAAUGCACUUAACCCUUUCUUUUAUUCUGAAAAUCAGUCGCAUCUACAUAUUCCAGUGACUUCCGGAUCAUGUAUGGAACCUAAACACACCUUGACACCAGUGACAUAAAUCAGCAUCAUGUGAGAGGUCAUGUACUCAUGGUUACCAUCACAACACAAAUAGUCUGGGUACAAAUACACAACUCAAAAUAGGGUAGCAAAAAUGAAAAAAAACUCAACCAUAUAAUUAAACUAAACAAUAAAAAGAACAGCGCAACCGCAACAAUGUUGCACUCAGUUCCAUUCCUUUGCUCUGUAUGAGUACAGAGAAGAAGAUGUAGCACCACAGACCACAAGAACAACAAACCCGCGAGAUGAUUCGCCCAGGAGACUUUUCCUUUAUAACCUGCAAUUAAGCUCCUUAGAUCCCUCCAUGAAAUUAAAGAAGAGCACAUGGGUCUGGCCACAAACACCGACUAAUCGCAAUUCUGUACGUGCAAGAAACAUUUUAAACCAUAUCCUGUACUAAGUAACCUAGUGCCAUAGUUAUGAGCUCCAGUUCAGGUCAAACCUCCUUGUCUCCGGAGUUGAGCCGGGGUUGCCUUCAACCCCAGACCUCUUUACCUGCAAUGUUAAACACCAUCUAUCAUGGCGAAUGAUGGCGAGAUAUUAUACGCAUCGGUAAACUGAAUUUGAUCUUUGAUCCCGAGGCUGAUAGCACUGGCUCUGGAUCCCAAACCAUCCAUUACUGCUUCCAUUUGCCUGAAAACGAGGCAUUGAUGGUGUAAUUAGUCCUAACAAAGAAAAAAAGAGUUCCAUAUGGCUCUCUCUUAACUAUGUAGAGGAGGAGGAGCAGCAGCAGCAGCAUUGACCAAACCAAUUGCAACACACAAACCAAAACAGCUUUAAGUGAGUUGUAUGCUAUCUCAUCAUUAAUCAAGGUGGGAUUUGGAAGCAAUCUUGGGGGAUUACAUUAGUGAGUUAUGACUUAAGCUAGUUUCAAACUUUUCUUAAAUGCAAGGGCUCACCCUCUUUAAGAAGUCAACUCUCAGAGUUAAUAUCAGCUGUCAGCAAUUAAACACAGCGAGCGAGCUGGAAACAAACAAAAUCCCCAACGGAGCGGGCGAUGAUAUUAGAAGAAGGGAAGAGGGGGCUGCUCUUAUGUGCAUGAAACAAAUUGGCAUUGAUGUAUUGCUUAUCUCUUCGUCAUUGCUGUAUGAGGAUGCGCACCAGAGGCAACCGCGCGCAUGGGUGCACACAUAGGCCUUGCGUUUGCACCAUUUAAAGGCCUAAAAAUUGCAGAGUAGCAGCAUAUAUCUUCAAGAACCCCAUAAAACCAUGGAUGGCUCAACAUUCAAGUCUAUUCAGUACUACUCCUUUUUUAGCUACGCAGUGCAUUUGAGACACUGUGCCCAAUUGAAUCCCAUUCAAGAUCGAUCACAUUCAAGUUAUGAAAUCGAUUGGGGGCCAGUCAAAUUUUUAUAAGCUUUCGAAGCAAUUAGAAGGACACAUAUUGAUGAGGUUCAACUGUCAACUACACGUCCAAUAAUAAUAAUUGUCAUAAUUACCUGACGAGUGUAUCAAACUUCCUGGCAUGUACAUUUUCGAGAUAUAAAAGCUGUAGGAGGCCAGUCAUUUGCAAACUUUUGGGACGUUUGAAUUGCCAUGAUGUCUCAUGUUUCAAGUAAACGCAAUUUUGAAAAUGACCACGCAGCGAGGAGAUUGUCCCGCUCGUAUAUGCGGAUUCUGUUUCGAAAACAUGACAGAAAGGAAGUGUAGGGUAAGGGCUAAUACUAUUGGCAAGCCGAAAGCACUGGCCAACAGUUUCAAAACCAGAAUAAAAAAGAAGAUUCGUCAUUGAUUUUCUUCAUUAGGGUGUGGAUGAAAGAAAAGCAAUGCAGAACGUGUAAAACUUUAACUGCAGCUACAUGCUCCGGGCUCUGUACUCUCCAUUUAGAUUGCGUAUCUUGUGUGCAUGAGUAGCCCUCUCACCUCGCACCUCUCUUCCACCCAGACACAGAUUAUUCAGCCAUGCCACUCUCCCUCCAACCAUGAUUUCCUGGGUAAUAAAAUGCCUCUCCGUGUACAUGCUCGCAAGAGAGAGAAGCAGAGUACCUCUCCUCACUGUUGCAUUAAACAAAACCAAUUGACCUCUCCCCGUCCAUCUUCCCUCCCCCACUAUAAAUACUUGCCAUCUCUUUUCCAACCACACCAACGCUCCUAUCAUUCCAACGCUCAGAGUUCUCUCCUUCCAGAGCAUCCCCUCCCUGUCGCUGCACGCCUCCUGCCUCUCCAACAACGACCUGAGGAUGAGCCGCAGCAACAAGAGGAGCUCAUCAAAGGGCCUCGACCUGAAGCUGAACCUCUCGCUGACGACGAGAGGGGACUCCUCCAACAACAGGGUGAUGGCCAACGAUGAGGAGUCGUCCCCGAGCUCCUGCCUGUCUUCGGAGAACGAGCACGGCCUGCAGUGGUCCAACAGCCCCGAGGCGACGUCCAUGGUGCUUGCGGCCUGCCCCCGCUGCUUCAUCUAUGUCAUGCUCCCGCAGGAUGACCCUCGGUGCCCCCAGUGCAAGAGCCCCGUGCUUCUCGACUUCCUCCAGGACAAUACCAGCAGCAACAACAAGAGCAGCAACGGCAGCAGGAAGAGCAGGAGGGGGUGAAAGAAGAGAACGGUCAAGAGGCAGCUCUCCUUUGGCAUCAAGAAAAAUGCGUUUAUAUGAAUGAAGUCCUAGGUCCAGUAGUUCUCUUUCGUUUGGUUGUUUCUUCAGUGUAACCAUGAUAUGUCAGUACUAAGAUCGUGAGGCUGGCAUAUUUCCAUGUGCUAGUGCCGCGAUUUCGAUAUAUCAUGGGUACACUGGGGACUAUAUCCCCUCUCCUGGGUUCUUCUCUAGUGGUUCUAAAUGAAGUAGACUUCUUUAGGCAUAGGACCAGACUUCUUCUCUUUUGUUUCUUAUUUUCAAGACAACAAAAAAAGUUUAUCCCUGACGUCUCGAGUCAG
Molecule: messenger RNA, 4603 nt
Organism: Lolium rigidum
Lineage: Eukaryota; Viridiplantae; Streptophyta; Magnoliopsida; Poales; Poaceae
Product: protein GL2-INTERACTING REPRESSOR 1-like
Exons: 3
Coding region: 3912-4265 (117 amino acids)
Source: RefSeq, a predicted model, not a curated record